AUGUCUGCAGCGUACAUCCCAGCACGCAUGGACCAUGCGAUAUCCUCUCAGCCUCGCAAGGUCCUAAAAGCUCCUAAUCGCCCAAUCGCGAUCCGGGAACAUUAUAUCACCAACUCGAAGACACUCCUGACUCUCAGACCCCAGGGCGACGCCCAGUCCGGGGCUGCUUACAAAGUACAGGACGAAAACGGGGUUACACGAUUCACUGCCAGUGGUCGGAAAUACAACGGUCGCUCAUGUCGAGAAUUUCGUGAUGCUUCAGGUCUACCCUUGUUCGACCUUCACAGGAAGAUCUCAUUUCGAAAUGUUUGGUGUAUCACACUGCCGGAGAGCCCAACUGCUGAUAGUAUAGCCACUGGCGCACCGCGACUGGCUCCGUUCGGGAGCUUCCUGUUCACGUUUACUAAUGUAGCUGCGACUGAUUUGAAAGUUCCAGUGCAUGAUAAAGAGGUCACGCUGGAGAUAGAAAGACAUGGACGUGUAUUGGAGUCCUUUGAUGUCGUGGAUGGAGAUAGGAAGUUCGCUGAAGUAUAUGCGAGAGUGUACAUCGUAACCAGAAACCUGCCUUGA
Molecule: messenger RNA, 570 nt
Organism: Aspergillus pseudonomiae
Lineage: Eukaryota; Fungi; Ascomycota; Eurotiomycetes; Eurotiales; Aspergillaceae
Product: tubby C-terminal-like domain-containing protein
Exons: 1
Coding region: 1-570 (189 amino acids)
Source: RefSeq, a predicted model, not a curated record